UCUCCGUCUUGUCCACCUUCUGUUUUUGGCAGUAUGGUCGCAUGCUCUCACACGCGCACCCCUGAAAGCUUUCAUCUCACUGGUUGAGUAUCAUCGACCCCAGGGAUGGCGUUGUCUUUCUAGUGCAGCCUUAUCGGCCCUUCUCUCUCUGUGGUGCUGAAUCUCAAAUUCAUAAUUCGUCCUCUUGAGGUCGUUCUCUUAGUAUCGCCUCUGCACAGCCCGUCAACUCGAGUCGUUGGCAUUGAGAGUCAUUGUUCCUGUGUUUUAACUGUGCCUGAAUAAUUUUGACCGCGUUUGGUUUUAACCAUAAACCCUCGGAACUGCUGAACCGAGGAUAUGUCUGCUUCCCUCUUAUCUCCCUCAAAGAGCCCACUCCAGCCUCCUCUAGACAACAUAUUGGGUUGCCUUUCUGGGAAACUUUGGCGAGGGAACUUUUGCUGGCGCUCUCUCACGCGCAUUACUUGGCGUUCUGGCCGUGGACGCUCCCCGUCUUUUUUCUGGCUCCCAUUGCGUUGAUGGUCCUAUCACAGCACCGCCCAUAUCUUGUCUAGCUGCUGCGUCAAGUCUGGGGAACGAUAACGUUAGCAAGCCCUGGCCGUUGCUUUGGUGCGACUCACUGCACUGUCCUACAGGCGGCAGACACCCCAGUCCUGGUAGUGUCCGCUGGGUUGUCUUGGUCUGGUUCUGCUCUGCUCUUGCCUGUACCGUCCGUUCGAGCGCUCUUCCUUAUUAUUAUACGUACCGAUAGUCAUGGGCGUUUCUGCCCGCCUAUUCAUCCUCCCGUUCUUGAACCUCCAUCUGAGCUCUCCCGCUCGCCACAUUGACGAGUGAUGAAUUCUCGCAUUGGCGACUGAGGACACAGCCGAGGCCUUCGACUCGCCUCAGUCCGUCAUUGACUGCCUUUCAGCUAGCAGACCGGGCCUCUCACGUCCGGCCUGGGCAUCACCGGCGACAUGUUUAACCAUUCAGCAGGCGGGCCUCGCCCUUCCGACAACAAUGAGGAUCCGUCGUAUGGUUUCGCCGACCAAGGCUGGCACAGGUUCACCAUGAACAAUAACAACACAAAUAGUUUCUCGGCGGGAAAUUCGCAAUCAUAUCACGAUGCUGGCGCAUCCUAUGGCGACUCAUCCGGUAUGGAUUGGGCGCCAACUCCGUCGGCAGAAUAUGACAUGCGAUUCGAUCAACACGACCACAUGUCUCAAGAUGUCGAACUCGAUAACAUGAGCUCUUCGCAUGGUGGGGGAGGUGGCGUUGGACGUCUGGUUGCGCAUUUCGAGAACAAAUCCUUUGCGCCCCCUCUACCUCCAAGACCAUCGAACGUCGUAACAAGCCCAGUACAUCAAGAACCUCCCGUUUCCUCGCCGUUCGGAAACUUCAGUGUCACCUCGCCUAUCGUUACAAGUCCGCUCGCCAGUCCUGCAGAGCCCAACUAUGGACUCUUGAGUGGCCAUACAAGAGUCACCAGUCCGAUCGUUAGCCCGCCUCCCGCCCUCGCUUUUGGCGGAUUUCAUGAUAUACCAGUCCACAGUCCAGGUGUUGGUUCGUCGUCCGGUCCUUUCGGAAAUAUGAACAGUUUUAUGGUCAACAACAAUAGAGUGACGACCCCGAUGGAGACAGCAUCCAUGGCUGGGCCUUCAAUGAUGCCAAAUUCUGGCAUGAACGCCAAACUCACCUCACCCGAUUCAGUUACCCCAGGUGUGCCAGGUACACCUGGAUUUGCCAUAUGGCGACCACCCGUACCAACGACUUCUAAGCCCUCCUUGGAUCAACCACAAGGCAGCAGUACUUCCUCAAAUUCUGGUUAUUUCGCAAAACCUCCGAUCCCCUCUACACCUAAACCCGUGAUGAACGCCGGAAGCCAGCUGGUUUUGGAUUUCAAUACCAAUUCCACCUUCAAUGCUAAAGGCAAGGCCCCAGCGAAGCCGCCUGUCAAACCACCCAGGCCCGUUCGACAACCCUCCCGAUCAUCAAUGUCCACACCUGGACCUUUUAGCCCUCCUAUUAAACGUGAACCCUCCACACCACAACUUUCUCAAGCCUCUGCCUCCUCUAUGUUGCCUCCGAAUGAACGAAGAACUUCCGUAUCUCAACGAUCUCAAGUAGGAAGCCGUCCUUCAAGAGAACAGGUCCCGGCUGAGGCAUGGGAAUCCUUCAAGCACACAAUUCGUAAACUGUAUCUUGAGGAAAGGAAACCACUCAAAGAGGUCAUGUCUGUCAUGGCCGACCAGUAUGGCUUCCAGGCAACACCAAAAAUGUACAAGACUCGAUUCUCGCAAUGGGGUUUUGUGAAGAAUAAUACCGAGGAGGAAGUCAAGCGCCUGCUGUCCAUGAAAUUCCAGCGCGACGCCGAGGGCAAGGUGUCCGAAUUCGUUCGUAACGGCAAGGUUGUUAACCUGGGUACCUACUUGAAGAGAAAGGGUGUUACCGAGUAUGACUUGGUGGAUUUCGAACUACCUGCCGAUUUGCCGGCACACAUCAGAUGCAGAACACCAACUCCGCCUCCAGCACCAGGGUAUCUUCAAUCACCAGAUCUCCUCCGGGCUCAAGAAAUCAUCAUCAGCAACAUGAGAAAAGCGUUCUUACAAUGUCGGCAAUUCGAAGUCGAGACGGACGCCCAAGUUGGAUGGCAAACUAUCAUGGUGUGGGGAGCGGGCUCAAGUGACCUUCUUCUCGAGGCUAACCACUAUUUCGAGAUGAAGGACCACGAUCAGGGUGGUCAUUUUCUGAUGAAGGCUUUCCAACAGCUUGAAUCAGAUCUGAAGAAGCUGUCUCCUCAGGGCAUCAAGGAGUUGCUUUUGGGCAUGGUCCAUCGCGAUCCAGGAAUGAUGACGGCACUCUGCAAGUAUUUAGCGGCUUACUCGACGACCAACUUCGAGAGGUCACAUCCCCUACGGCAGAUCUUCUCUUGCCUGUAUGAGGUGCAACAGAAGCAUGGACCAGGCACACUAUCAGAACUGCUGUGGGGAAGCAUUCCAACCAUCGCUGAGGAGCUGGAGGCCAUUUAUGGCCGCAAGCAUCCCUAUGUGGCUCGAACAUGGGUUGACCUGGCCAUGUUUUAUAACCAUGUGAAUCAGGAGCGACUCGAGAAAUUGGUGGGAGAACUGCGACUACUGCAGCGACAAAUGGAGCAAAGACUAGGCCCUGAAAGCGUCGAUGUCCUCGUCCUGCGAUAUACAAUUGUCCAGUUGAUGUUCGCGGCGCACCCUCAAUCUGAUGCGACUAAGCAAGCAACGAUCGACCUCUGGCACCAUAUGAGAGGCAUGGGACUUCUAUUCCCUAUUCGUAGCCAGCAACCGAACAUGUUCUGCUAUCACAGUCCUGUCAAGGUCGAUCCUUGGACGAAGCGCUGUCGGCGUCGAUACGAUUCUGGUGUUCAAUUCCUCGAAGAACAUGUCGGGGUUCGCGUUGUCGUGUACUUCGAGGAGGACUUCCAUACCACGGAGCACGCACCAGAACAUGUUCCUCAUCAGCAGCAUCAACGCCAGCACCAGCAGAGCUACCAAUAUCAGCAUCGGCAGUCGCAGCAGCAGCAACGCCCACAACAGCUCCAAGCACAGGACUCGUGGGCGGCCGCGAUGGAGCAGCACAUGUCGAGCUCAAAAUAUUCGUUCAUCUGAGCAGGAUCUCAGAUCGUUUAUUGUUCUUUGUCCUGAUGCGUAGUAUCAGGAUUCGACGUAUGUAAUUCGACGAAGCCGGUGUUUUCAACAAGUAUUGGUGACGGAGGCGGCUUCAACGACUGCACGAUAUACUACACGUGUUGCCAGUAUGUGUACAUAUCUUGGCACCGAUAACUUUGGAUUUGAUCAUGAUCCCAUUGAUGAGUACACAGCCUGGAGUCUGGUACCGAGCAAGCAUAUAUUUUCUUUGUGGGUUUUAACGUCUCAUGGACCGGCGUUUAUUCUUGGGGUUUUACGUUAGCCAGCACAGCACAGCAGGGUUCGGGGGAAGCGUGCUUGAACAUUUUGGUUUUGGUUGAUUAUGAUAUGACAUCCCCCAUUGUAUAAUAGUAACUGACGCGCCGGGUAUUGAUGAGUCGAGAUGAGGCUGGAUGAUGGCGGAGUUUGGGGAGUCUUCAAAAUGACGGCGCUCUAAAGAGACGGGAUGGCAGAGGUGUGCAUUGAAAAGGCGCAAGGCAGGCGCGAAGGUUAGGAACCUAAGGUUGGAAGGAAGGAAAGGAAGGACAUGAACAAACCCCUCCACAACGAGGGAAGGCGAUACCCUGGGCCAAAAUUACAAGUCGAUACCUUGGUAGUGGAAUCAGGUAAUACAAAUAGACAUUUAUCUACCUUACAAAACAUAUAUAUAUAUAUAUUGUACUUGCUUCCAACAACUGCUUUCG
Fusarium odoratissimum NRRL 54006 is the source of this 4339-nucleotide messenger RNA. RefSeq lists its product as uncharacterized. NCBI's taxonomy places the organism in Eukaryota, Fungi, Ascomycota, Sordariomycetes, Hypocreales, Nectriaceae. The transcript is spliced from 3 exons. The coding region runs from base 954 to 3617 and encodes 887 amino acids. The record is from RefSeq and is a predicted model, not a curated record.